Molecule: messenger RNA, 1917 nt
Organism: Neoarius graeffei (lesser salmon catfish)
Lineage: Eukaryota; Metazoa; Chordata; Actinopteri; Siluriformes; Ariidae
Gene: zcchc24
Product: zinc finger, CCHC domain containing 24
Exons: 4
Coding region: 275-994 (239 amino acids)
Molecular function (GO): nucleic acid binding; zinc ion binding
Source: RefSeq, a predicted model, not a curated record
GGUCCUUGCUGGAGCUGUGCAAAUAAAGAGAGUUAACGGGCCGCGAACAACAGGCUAAAAAGUGUUUUUAUUGUUAUGACAUGUUAGAGAAAUAACUUAACAAGUAACUGACAGGGAUUCCAAGCGAGGAAUAUCGCUUUUCGAGCGGGGAGAAGGGCGACAUUUCAGUUGUGGGGUGAGGAAAAGCCCGGGACGCGCCGUUAUAAACUUAGCCUUUUGCAAGUAGUGUAAAACAAGUGGCUGUGGCAGGAGAGAAAGUUAGCCGCAGUUAAAGAUGAGCUUGUUGUCUGCCAUUGACAGCAGCACCUCGGUGUACCAACCCGCACAGCUUUUAAACUGGGUUUAUCUUUCUUUACAAGACACGCACCAGACCAGCGCUUUCGAUGCUUUCCGACCUGAAGCGAGUUCUGGCCAUCCGGAUCUGAGCUACAGUAAAACCCCUGCAGCAGCCGAGCUCAGCUCCUCGCUCAGCUCCAACUAUCUCAACAGCUUCUUUCAGCUGCAGCGCAACGAGGCCCUGAGUAAUGGCUUAUAUAAAAGCGUUUCUCCAUAUGGCUCUCUGAACAACAUCGUGGACGGGCUGAACUCUCUAACGGACCACUUCUCCGACCUCUCCCUGACCUCUGAGCCACGCAAGCCCAGCAAGAGACCUCCACCGAACUACCUGUGCCAUCUCUGCUUUAAUAAGGGCCAUUACAUCAAGGAUUGCCCUCAGGCUCGGCCCAAAGGUGAAGGAUUGACACCUUAUCAAGGAAAGAAGAGGUGCUUUGGAGAGUACAAGUGUCCCAAAUGCAAAAGGAAGUGGAUGAGUGGAAACUCCUGGGCCAAUAUGGGACAGGAGUGUAUCAAGUGUCAUAUCAACGUGUACCCUCACAAACAGCGUCCUCUGGAGAAGCCUGAUGGCCUGGAUGUCUCUGACCAGAGCAAGGAGCACCCGCAGCAUCUGUGUGAGAAGUGCAAAGUCCUGGGCUACUACUGCCGCCGCGUGCAAUAAGGACCCGCAGGUCCGCGCCCACUCCUGCCUCCUUCUCCCUCUGCCCAUCUUCCCUUCCGCCCUACCCAUGAAGAGCUCCAAGAAAAAGUGAAAUGUGCCAAAAUGUUUUUGUAAAUAUCGCUCAUGCAGUUAUGGCCUUGUGUAUCAAAAGUAUAAAACACAUUUAUUUGAUAUAUGUGUAUAAUUGAUGAUUGAACAUAUGUUUUAGAAGGGUGUCACUGCCAGUAUUGAUAUCCAAACCGGGCACAAUGGCUGACCUCAACCUUGUGCUCUCUGACUGCGUGUUUACAGACUGCCGUCAUUUUCCCUGUCAAGUGAACUAUGUGGAUGUGCUGAGUGGUAAAGGUAUUAUAUUAGUUCAGUCACACAGGGCCGAGUAUGCCUUGCAAUGUUCUUUGGGUCAGCAGCACACCAAUUUAACUGUGAAUUAACAGGGGCUAUUGUACUAGUCAUCCCUGGCUUUUAUUUGCAUAUUUAUUUGUAAUGUUUUUAUAUCGUCGUGCAAUUGAUUCAACUAAACUGGGAUUUGUAUGCACAUAUUGUUUAACCCCACCUCUUGCCAUUAGAAACUACUGUAGGAUAGAAUUAUCUUGUAAGAAACUUAGCCAAGUUCCUACUUUUCACAUAUUCACAUACAUUACGUACAUAUAUAUAUAUACACGGUGCCCUCCAUGAUUAUCCCCCCCCCGCUUGUAAAGAGGGUUUGAUGAAGUUGCUUCAUCUCACACUGAAAAAAUGAGAGAAAAAUCAAACUUUUAAUUGAAAUAACGUUAUUCAGGGGUGGCACGGUGGUGUAGUGGUUAGCGCUGUCGCCUCACAGCAAGAAGGUCCGGGUUCGAACCCCGUGGCCGGCGAGGGCCUUUCUGUGUGGAGUUUGCAUGUUCUCCCCGUGUCCGCGUGGGUUUCCUCCGGGUGCUCCGGUU